CUCGCAUUUCGCAGAUAGAGAGAGAGAGAGAGAGAGAUUCUCUCGGCUGGGAUGAAAUCGUCGCAGCGAUCGAGCAGAGCAGGAAUGGUGACCGCCAAGGCGAAGGUCAAAGGAGGCCUGAAUCCGUUCGCGGAGGAAUCCUCCAAGAAGAAGAACGCAGUCUGCGCCGGGAAGUUCAAGGUUUACACGGAUGCCGGGGAACUCGGUACUGAUCAAGCUGCGGCGGACAGAUUAAAAUCUGCGCAGGCAAAUUCAAGGUUUAGCGUGCCUCCACGAAAAACAUCAAUGACAGCUAACAAAGGCGUCAGUGGGACUACUGUUGGUUUUGAGAACCAAAAGAAGACCGCUAGUAAAAAUGAUGCUUCUGGCAAAGCAAAUAUAAGAAGAAAAGCUUUGGCUGAUGUUAGCAAUGUUCGAAAAAGUGAUGUUUCCGAUAAAGUUGUUUGCGAUGGGUCCAAACCAAUGAAGUACAAAAGUGAGGGCUUCCCAUCUUUGCAUCGUGUUUCGGUGGAUCCAAGCAUUAGGAAAGCAGGAGUUGCGAAAAAGAAAUCCUUUGUGGUGGGAAAAGCGAGAGAACAAAUGAAUCAAAGGAAUGAAGAGCCUCCUACAGUGAAGAGAGAAGUUAAUACUGCUAGUGCUUCUCAAAGAGUCGUAAACAAGGGGCCAUUUCAUGAUCAUAGCAUCACUGAACAAAGGACUCGAAUUAAUGCUACAUUAACAAGGAAAUCUUUGCCAGUGUUGAGGAGGAACAGCCAGGAAAAUUCUGAAAGUACUGCUAAGAGAAACGGCAGAAGUGCUAUACCCACCAAGAUGAAAGGCGGUCAUAAAGUACUUCCACGUGUGAGCAAUCUUACAAGCCAUGUCGCAAGUACAAGGGCAGGUGGUUGCACAAUGAUGGGUCCAAGGUUUCAAUCUACUGUCGGUGCAUCUUCAAGAAAACAUUCUGAGGGAGUUGUUAACAACGCAAUUGGGGCUUCAAAUGCUCAAAGGACCUCAACAUCUAAGGAUGUAAAGAUUGCAGACAAAUCUGUCAAUGGAGUAUCAUUUGAAAAAGAGACAGAAGUGUCAGUUCCUCUUACAGAGAAUACACUUCAACUGGACAAGGAAGUGAUAUCAUCAAGUAAUAUCAUCCACUCUGGUGGAAGUACAUCAGGUUUCAUUGCCAAGAAAAAACCACAGCGGAGGAGAUCUUAUACAUCUCUUUUGAUGGCUAGAUCAAAGUUCCUCGGCGAAAAUGGUGAAGUCUUAAAGCUGGAAAAAUUACCAAGCAUAGACGAUUCCAGCAAUCAACUUGAAGUUGCUGAAUAUGUUGAUGAUAUAUACGAAUAUUAUUGGAAUACUGAGGCAUAUAGUGCAGGUUUGGCAAAUUACAUGUCAAUUCAAACAGACAUUACACCCAAAAUGAGAGCCAUAUUGAUAAAUUGGCUCAUUGAGGUACACUUCAAAUUUGAUUUAAUGCAUGAGACACUUUAUCUCAUGGUGACACUGCUAGACCGGUAUCUAUCUCAAGUAUCAAUCCAGAAGAAAGAGAUGCAGUUGGUUGGUCUCACUGCACUUUUGCUGUCAUCUAAAUAUGAAGACUUUUGGCAUCCUAGGAUAAAAGACCUCAUCAGCAUCUCAGCAGAGUCCUACACAAGAGAGCAAAUGCUAGGGAUGGAAAAAUCAAUCUUAAAGCAGCUGAAAUUUCGUCUGAAUUUGCCUACUCCUUAUGUUUUCAUGCUGAGGUUUCUCAAAGCUGCUCAUUCAGACAAAAAGCUUGAACACCUAGCAUUUUAUCUUAUCGAGCUUUGCUUGGUGGAAUACGAGGCGUUGGAGUUCAAGCCUUCACUGCUAUGUGCAUCGGCUUUAUACGUUGCAAGGUGUACGCUACAGAUGUCUCCAGCUUGGACACCGCUGCUCAUCAGACAUGCACGCUAUGAAGUGUCCCAAAUCAGAGUAUGUGCAGAGAUGAUACUGAGAUUUCAUAAAGCUGCUAGACUGGCGCAGUUGAAGGUCACGUAUGAGAAGUAUCUGGGGUCAGACCUCGGUUGUGUUGCAGCGAUAAAACCAUUGGAUGAGCUUCCUUUUUAAUUUGGCUCAUUUUGAUUCUUUCUGCUUCAUGACGUGAUUUCUAAAAUUCUAUACAGCUAAGAAAGCUGAUGUGCUAGGUAAGUUUACUCCUUGAAAUUCGCAUUAUCCCUCUAUUCAUUCUAAUAUUUGGGUACUUUCUGUUACCUGACGGGCUAAUCCGCAUUGCUGUACAUCUUGU
This is a messenger RNA of Eucalyptus grandis, 2248 nucleotides long. Its product is annotated as cyclin-B1-5. Gene Ontology annotation, biological process: mitotic cell cycle phase transition; regulation of cyclin-dependent protein serine/threonine kinase activity. Gene Ontology annotation, cellular component: nucleus; cyclin-dependent protein kinase holoenzyme complex; cytoplasm. The record is from RefSeq and is a predicted model, not a curated record. NCBI's taxonomy places the organism in Eukaryota, Viridiplantae, Streptophyta, Magnoliopsida, Myrtales, Myrtaceae. The transcript has 24 exons. Gene Ontology annotation, molecular function: cyclin-dependent protein serine/threonine kinase regulator activity. The coding region runs from base 52 to 2070 and encodes 672 amino acids.